AUGCAGAGAUUCAAAGCUCUGCUACCACGAACUAGAUUCUCUUCUCCCUCGCUCUUUUCUAAUAGUCGAGCUUUCUCCGCUCAACCAGGUUACGCUGAACGCAAUGACGACGACGAAGAUUCCCAAAACCAGAUUUUGGUUGAAGGACGAGCGAAAUCGCGUACAGCUAUUCUCAACAGGCCAUCUUCUCUGAAUGCGCUCACUACUUCAAUGGUUGCUAGGUUGAAGAGGCUUUAUGAUUCGUGGGAAGAAAACUCUGAUAUUGGCUUUGUUCUAAUGAAGGGUAGAGGCAGCGCUUUCUGUUCGGGUUCGGAUGUUGUUAACCUGUAUCACUCGCUCAAUGAAGGAAAGGCUGAAGAAGCUAAAGAGUUUUUUAGAACGUUAUAUUCAUUCGUAUAUCUCCAAGGGACAUAUCUUAAACCACACGUUUCUAUUUUGAAUGGAAGGACAAUGGGCUGUGGAUCUGGAAUUUCUCUUCCAGGGAUGUUCCGUGUAGUGACUGAUAAAACUAUUUUUUCCCACCCAGAGGCUCAAAUAGGCUUCCACCCUGAUGCUGGAGCUUCUUACCUUUUGUCUCGUCUACCCGGCUACUUAGGGGAAUACUUGGCCCUUACAGGAGAUAAGCUUAAUGGUGUAGAAAUGAUUGCCUGCCGCCUAGCUACACAUUAUUCACUGAAUGCUAGGCUUGCUUGGCUUGAAGAACGCCUUGGUAAACUAGUCACAGACGAUCCAUCUAUUGUAGAGGCAUCCCUUUCACAAUAUGCUGAUCUCGUUUAUCCCGAGAGAAACGGCAUCCUUCACAAGAUUGAUACUAUAGAUAGAUGUUUCAGUCAUGAUACAGUGGAGGAAAUCGUUGAAGCUUUGGAGAAAGAGGCAGCUGAUUCUUUAGAUCAAUGGUGUUUGACAACUCUCAGGAAACUAAAAGAAGCCUCCCCAUUGAGUUUGAAAGUUAUUUUACAAUCUAUUCGGGAAGGUAGAUUUGAAACUCUUGAUCAAUGUCUUGUACGUGAGUAUCGUGUAUCUGUUCGAGCAAUUUCCAAGCAGGUUUCCUCUGAUUUCACUGAGGGUGUUCGAGCACGAAUGGUUGAUAAGGAUUUUGCACCAAAGUGGGAUCCACCUAGUUUAAAAGAUGUAUCAGAGGACAUGGUUGACCAUUAUUUCUCUCCGUUUGGCGAAUUUGAGCCUGAACUGGUCCUGCCUACAGCAUUGAGAGAACCUUACAUGUGA
Messenger RNA from Vicia faba (fava bean), 1227 nucleotides. The record is from the annotation of a GenBank genome assembly. Lineage: Eukaryota; Viridiplantae; Streptophyta; Magnoliopsida; Fabales; Fabaceae.